Messenger RNA from Frieseomelitta varia, 622 nucleotides. Its product is annotated as probable endochitinase. The transcript is spliced from 2 exons. Bases 75 to 587 code for a protein of 170 amino acids. Lineage: Eukaryota; Metazoa; Arthropoda; Insecta; Hymenoptera; Apidae. Gene Ontology annotation, cellular component: extracellular region. Gene Ontology annotation, molecular function: chitin binding. The record is from RefSeq and is a predicted model, not a curated record.
UCUUAAACCAAGGAACAUAUUCUCUUUGAUUCUUGGCAAAGUAUAAUUUUCUACACAUCAGUGCAAUACGCAAAAUGAACAUAUUCUUCGUUGUGAUUGGAAUUCUUCUCAUCUUUAAUUCGAUUUCCAUUGGAUUAUCAUUAACUCCUUCUAAUCGAAAUUGUACAACAGUAGAACCAACUGCAAUUGACGAUGCAGAGUGUAAAAAAUAUUACAUAUGUAUUUAUGAUGAUACGGGAUCAUUGGUCUCGUACGAUACAUCAUGUCCAACUUCGAUGGUAUUUGACCCUUCGAUCAAAAAUUGCGUACCAUCUAUGAACUUUGUUUGUAAAACAAACUUAACAAGUGCAACAGCAAGUACUACAACAACUACAACAAGUACAACACCACGUACAACACCAACGCCAUGUAAUGGUAGAUUCCAAAUAAUAGGAGGUACUUGUCAGGACUAUUAUUUCUGUUACACAGAUGCUGUAACCACCAUCAAAUAUAAUUUGACAUGUCCAAAUAAUCUGCAAUUUAAUCCAAUAACGCAAAAAUGUGUAUCACCUUGUUCAAGUCCUGAUAAAUGUCCACCAUGUUUAUGAACUAAAUAACUAUAACUAAAUGAAUUAUAAUAGAA